This is a messenger RNA of Sitodiplosis mosellana (orange wheat blossom midge), 4581 nucleotides long. Its product is annotated as serine/threonine-protein phosphatase 6 regulatory ankyrin repeat subunit A-like. Lineage: Eukaryota; Metazoa; Arthropoda; Insecta; Diptera; Cecidomyiidae. The transcript has 36 exons. Gene Ontology annotation, molecular function: protein binding. The record is from RefSeq and is a predicted model, not a curated record. The coding region runs from base 377 to 4345 and encodes 1322 amino acids.
UUAAAAUCAAACAUGUUUAUUAUCUUAUGAUUCAGAUGCGUUUCCAUUGGACGAUUUUGGAGGCUUUUUUCGAACCACUUUCGUGUAUGAUGUUUCUCCAUUACAUGAAGCUGCUCAAGACGGCCUUUUGAACAUUGCAAAAAAUUUGAUCAAAAAUGGAGCCGAUGUCAAUGCCAAAAAUUCUAUUGGAGAGACUGCUCUUCACUACGCAGCAAAAAAUAAUCAUGAAGAUAUCGUUCAACUUCUCCUUGAAAAUGGCGCCAACGCUAAUGCUGAAGACGUGGAGGAGCGAACACCGUUGGUGCAUUCCAUUAAAAAUGAUAAUGAAAAUAUCGCCCGGGCUCUUCUCGCUAAGGGCGCCAGCUUUGAUGCAACAAUGAUGAAUUUCAAACCAAUCCAUUUAGCUUGUUAUUAUGGUCGAAAGAAUAUGGUUAAAAUGUUCAUCGAACAAGGUGCUGACGUAAAUGCACCGGCGUAUAGAGAAGCCAGACCAAUUCAUGUGGCUGCUAUGUACGGUCGUGUGGAUAUUAUGAGAAUAUUGAUCGAACACGGUGCUAACGUUAGUGCUUGGUCACGAGGUGAAACGGAUUCAUUAUCAUUAGCUGCAAUCGGUGAUAAAACGGAUGCCAUUACGGUUCUUUUGGAAAAUGGUGCCGAUAUCGAUGCGAAAGACUCAGACGGUAACACUGCGCUUCAUGCGACGGCAGCUCUGGGAAUGGCCAACGUUGUACAGUUUCUCAUUGAUAACGGAGCUGAUAUCAAUGUUAAGAAUAAGAAGGAUCAAACGGCAUUGGAUUUGGCUGAGAAGUUUGACUCAAGAAAAGUGGCCGACAUUCUAAGACAGGCGCGAGAACAACAGAUGAUACAGUUCAACCAGGUGGACAUAGCCAAACUACUCAUUGCGAAUGGUUCCGAUGUGAAUGCUAAGAAUAUUUAUGGAUUAACACCUCUUCACUGGGCUACAAAAUUUAAUAAAACGGAUAUAAUUAAAAUUCUCAUCAAUUCAACUGGCAUCGAUAUUGAUUCAAGACGUGAUACUGGAGAAACGCCACUGCACAUCGCCGCCAAAAAUGGCAAUGCAGAUGUGGUCAAACUCCUAGCCGAAAAUGGUGCCGAUGUUAAUGCUGCUGAUGAUCUUAAUCGUACAGCGUUUAGCUAUUGUAUUAAAAAUGAUGAUAUAAGUGUUGCGACGAUUUUGCUCAAGAACGGUGUCGACUUAAAUGCUGUGAACAUGGGAUGGAAACCGCUUCAUCUGGCUGCUGCGAAUGGCAGAGCCAAUAUUUCAAGAAUUAUAAUUGAAUUUGGAGGUGAUGUUAAUGCUGCCUGUCUAAAAGAAACUACACCUCUGCAUAUUGCGGCUGUAUACGGUUUUGCGGAUGUGGUUAAAGUUCUCAUUGGAAAAGGUGCCGAUGUAAAUGCUCGAAUGCAGGGUGAUGUGACACCGCUUCAUGUAACUUCAAAACUGAAUGUAAUGGAUAUUCUGAUAAAAAAUGGAGCGGAGAUCAAUGCAAAAACCGAUCAAGGAAACACACCACUCCAUACAAACGCUGCCAAUGGUAGAAUCGACGUUGUGAAGCUCUUGCUUCAAAAAGGCGCUGACAUCAAUGCAAAAAAUGUGAAUGGAAAAUCAGCAUUGGAACUAGCAUUUGAAUAUGAUAAUCCCGAAAUUGUAACAGUGCUGCAAGAAGCUGAAGAUAAGCAAAAAUCGCACUAUGAAAACCAAAUUUAUUCCCCAGCUUACCAUGACAAAAAUGCAUUCUUAUUGAAAAUUUGGCCAAUUUGUGUAUUUAAUCAACAUAUUUUAGGUCGUGUGGACAGCGUAAGGUUCUUAAUCAAAAAUGGUGGCGACGUGAAUGCGAAAAUCUACAAUAAAGAGACACCUCUUCAUUUAGCUGCUAAGAAUGGCAAUGCGGAUGUGGUUAAAGUUCUUGUGGAAAAUGGUGCUGAUGUGAAUGCUGCUGAUUAUUUAGAAAGAACAGCGCUAUUUUGGGCAAUCAAAAAUGAUGAUGCAAAAGUGACGGAGGUUCUUCUUAAAAAUAAUGUUAACGAAGACAUCACUAAUUGGAAUCCCCUUCAUUUGGCUUCUUCUUAUGGUCGGGCAAAUUUGGCAAAAAUCAUCAUUGAGAAUGGAGCCGAUGUGAAUGCACAGACGUUUAGAGAAGCGAGACCAAUUCAUGUGGCUGCUAUGUAUGGUUUUGCGGAUGUUGUCAGUGUUCUCAUUGGAAAAGGAGCCAAUGUGAACGCUCGUAUGUCAAACAAUAUGAGACCACUCCACAUCGCUGCAUUGAAUGGCUAUUUGAAUGUAAUGACAAUUUUGCUACAUAAUGGAGCCGAUAUUAAUGCGAAAAAUUCUGGCGGAAACACUGCACUUCAUUUAACAGCUGCCAAUGGCAACACAGCCGUUGUUCAACUUCUUAUCGAGAAGGGAGCUGACAUCUUCAGUGUGAACGGCAAAGGGAAGAUUCCAUUCGAAUUAUCGAUUGAAUAUGGUUACCCAUGGAUUGCGACCAUUCUGGAAGAAGCUGGCCGAAAGCACAGAAAAUACCGAUACAUUGACGAAAUUGUGAAAAUGGAUACCGAAUGGAGAGACGAGCUUAAAAAAGCCACCGAAAAUGGCGAUGUUCCGAAGAUGAAAGCAAUAAUAAAAAAUCUUGCAAAACAAGACCCAAGGAAACUUCGAGGAUUGCUUCACGAGGCCACAUUAAAUGAGAAUGCAGAUCUUGUUAAAGCUCUCGUCGAGAAUGGAGCCGAUAUUAAUGCUCAAGGCCGCACAGGAGAAAGAGAUACACCUCUAUAUAAAGCAGUUACUGGUUACGUGGAAGUGGCCAAAAUUCUUAUUCAAUGCGGUGCUGAUGUGAAUAUUAAAAAUUAUUUCCAACAAACACCACUUUUUACGGCUGCUUACAAUGAUCAAGCGGAUUUGGCCAAAAUACUUAUCGAAAAAGGUGCUGAUGUGAACACAAAAGACAGAUGCGGUGACACAGCACUUAACAUAGCCAUCGAUAAUAAUCAGGCGAAUGUUGCAGAGAUUUUGAUUGAGUGUGGGGCUGAUGUGAAUUCUAGUAAUAAAGAUGGGGACACACCAUUGCAUCGAACAACACGCUACGGUAUGACGAAUAUCGCUAAAGCUUUGAUUAAACGCGGUGCCAAUGUUAAUGCUCAAAAUACCAGUGGAGAUACGACACUUCACUACACAUACAAUGGUAAUUCCAGACUAUAUUUGUGUCGAGAGCAAAGUAGUGAAUUUUCUGGCUGCGCAGCUGCUAUUGUUCGUUUCGCUCCUAUGCAUGGGACACACUACAAAACUGAUAUUGCUAAAAUUCUCAUCGCAAAUGGUGCUCAAAUCAAUAUAAAGAAUGGCGAAGGAAAAACACCAAAUGAUCAUUUUGGCGGUAGUAUUCUGAAAAUACUCUCGAAAUUAUAUGCGCCGGCUGAAAAAGCUAAAAAUCGACGACUGGAUUUUUUCAAUGAUCGUCCAGGUCAAAUGGAUUUCAAAAAUAUUCUUGUUGAAAUUGGAGCCGAUGUAAAUGGCAAAGAUGAUGAACAGAGAACAUUAUUGCACGCGGCCAUUUUGUUUGAUGAAAUAGAAGUUGUCAAAGCUCUUAUUGCAAGUGGUGCUAACGUCAACGCCAAAGAUGCAUCUGGAAGAAUUCCUCUUCAUACUGCUGCAUGCAAAGAUAAUGCGGAUAUUGCAAAGUUUCUUCUCGAAAAUAAUGCGGAAAUUGAUGCGAAGGAUGGAGAUGGAAAAACGCCACUUCAUUUGGCUGCAGAGAAUGGUUCGGUAAAUGUUGCUGUGCUUCUGAUAAAAAGUGACACUCAAAUAAAUGCCAAAACUCAUCUUGAACAGACGCCCCUUUUCAACGCUGUUGAGCACUACCAUGCAAAUGUCGCCAAGGUUCUCAUUGAAAACGGAGCUGACGUAAAUAUCAACUGUCAUACCGGAACCACGCCAUUGCAUUGGGCAUCAUCUAAUGGUAUGGUGGACGUCGUAAGAAUGAUGAUUGCCAAAAGUGUGAAUGUGAAUGCAAUAAAUUUCAAAGGAGACACAGCCCUUCUCUGGGCGGCCAAAACUGGUCAAACGAAUGUUGCCAAAAUACUUAUCGAAAAUGGAAUAAAUGUCGCAGCCAAAAAUGAAGAUAGAUUCACACCACUUCAUGAUGCUGCUUCGAAUGGAAAUGGUGAUUUCAUUCGAAUUCUCAUCGAACACGGUGCCGAUGUUAACGUUAAAGACAAUGAAGGGAAAACAGCACAUGAAUAUGCGGACCAUUGGAACAUCCAGGGAAAUGCUGGCGAAGUUCUACGUGAAUGCGACGCUAAAACGGUAUCUAAGAUCACAUCGGGCUGAGGCGAUGGCGAUGUAUCAAAAAUUCAGACGUAAAACGUUUUUCCAAUGACAAAUUGUCCAUAUCAUGGCUAGUAAUAAACGCCAUGACAACUUACAAUAACUUUACAGAAAAUAAUCAAAAGCAUAGACUAAAAAUUCCAUUUAAGUUGUAGCAAAUCCAACUACAAAUUGUUUCUUUAUUUUAUUUCGUUUAACUAAAUGAUAAUACAUUAUAUUAUGUUGAGUAUUGAAAGAAA